AUUAGUAGAUUUAGUUCCACUGAGUCGCAAUUGUCGACAACCUUAACCGCACUGGAAAACCCGCCAUCUUGCAAGUCCCACCCGAUCUUCACGAUACAGUACCAUCAAGAUGGAAUGCUUAAAUGCAAAAAUGUUGAAGAAACUGGUCUUGAUUCUAGAGUACUGUCGCAUGUUUUAUCAAACGAUGAAUGUCUCGAGGCAUUAAACGUUAAUCUCAAAAAUUUAAAACUAAGAUUGGAAAAGAUUCCAAACAAUGUCAGUAGUGUGUGCAUUUAUGUUGAAGAAGGCGCGCUUGAAAAUGAAAAGUUAGAAGAAAUGUACACGACCACACAAAAGUAUUGCCAAGAGCAAUUUGAAAUAUAUGACUGUGAUCUUGACGACAGACGAUUUUCCUAUGCCGAUUCAAAAUUUAAAAAAUUUCUAGAUGGGCCAGGAAACAAGGUCUCUAUUUUCUUUUCUGAAGCUAAGAUGUCAGUCGUUGGACACGAUGAGGAUAUCGUCUGUUUUAGAGACGGUAUUUUGACUUCUGUUCUGCACGAUGAAGUUAUUACAGAUUCAAUGAAUCUAGACGAGGAGCAGUUUCUGUACCUAAAUAUCACACAUUUUCAAAACAAAUGGAAGUUUUCAGUUGAUAUCGAAUUAGAAGACAAUACCUGUUCAGAGAAAAAUGGCACUUGCAGUGCCAGAUUCAGUGGACUUAAAGAGGAUGUCGUGAAUGCUAAGCGAGAAGUUCGGGGACGCCUUGAGAAGUAUGACAAACAUUUCUUGAGUAGACAGCUCAAUAACAAUGAACGUUUGUUGUUUCUAGAAAAAAGAGUUAAUGAUCAUAUUCAUUGUGAACUCAAAAGGAGAAAUUGCUCAUAUCUGGUUGUUAAAGAUAUACUGUAUGUUGCAUCAGAGACACAAGGAGUAGACAGUUUCAAAAGCUAUCUGGAAAAUGCCUUGUUUGUUGAAAUCAAACGAACACUCUGCGAUUUGGAGAGGACAAUUUUCCUUUCAGAUGAAUGGGUGAAUAAGAAAUAUCCUCUUCUUAGAAAUAACACUAGGAAGAAAGUAAUUGUGUCAGUCUUUGGCAAUGAUUUGGUAGCCACCUGUUUACCAGUGGUCAGAGAGCAGGUAGAAAGCUCUUUAGAAGAUUUUCUAAAUGAAAAAAUAAAGCUCAAAAUAGUUGAAUGGAAAUGUGCAGACGAUAUCAAAGAAUUGUGUCUAAGUGUGAAAAAAGAAGAAAUAAUGGAAAUGUUGGAAUCAAAAAAAGAUGAAAUGGUGUCUAUAUCUCUAAAGGACGACGGGGUUCAUCUACGAGGAACAGACAUUGGUAUUAACUCGUGUCAAGCAAUGUUGGAAAGCACAAUAGAUGAUAGAAAAAUCUACAGGACAACAUUUACAGCAUCAUCGGAGGCAGUUAUUAAUCAAUUAUCGAAUCCAGCGACUAAGCAAAGACUUCAAGAAAUAGGGAAAGAGACGCGAUGUGUCAUUAAUGUGAAGAGCCAUUGUAAGAUCAUCAUGAAAAAUGGCAACAUAGCAGAAGAAGAUGUUGAUGUAAUAGUGAACUCAGUGCAUACGGAUACCAAUUUUUGUGCCAGACCAUCAACGGUUGCUAAAGCAAUAUUUGAGAAAGGAGGCACUGACUUCCAAAACAAACUUGUACAGAAAACAAGCGGCAGAAUGGAGUAUGGUCAUAUUGCUGUAACUGAAGGUGGUGGAAAUCUCCGAUGCAAAGCUGUGUAUCAUGCUUGUUUUGACAAGACACCAACCAGCCAAGAGGAGGAGGUACGAAAGAUCGCCAAGAUGUGCUUGGAGAAAGCAGCGAGAGAUGGCUUUACAUCGUUGUCUUUCCCGGCCCUAGGUACCGGGGUUUACAACUAUUCCGGGGCUGAGUCGGCAAAGGGACUAUUUGAUGCAAUCAUAGAGUUCUCUGAUACCAAUCUGCUGGUGAAGAAAAUUGACAUAGUUCUCUUCGAAGGUGCUCGUCAAGACGUUAGAGAGACUUACCAACGAGAAUACAGGAAUCGUUUUUGUCGAGACUCCACAUCAACACUCAUCUCACUGACCAAGGGUUGUAUCACGGCGGGAAACGUUACCAUAGUGGCGGAAAACAAACAAAACAUAGACAAUGCAAGGAAGGAGUUGGAGAAUCUCUUAACAGCAUUGUCUACAGAAGAUCAGCAGUGAAUGUAAUUAUACUGUGUGCAGUUAGAAAUUUAAGGAAUAUGAUAAGCUGGAAUAAAAUAUUUCAUAAAAUAUGUUUCGGUUUAAAUUGCAGUUGUUUUUUAAAAGGUAUUAUGAUUUGUUGUAGGUUAAG
Molecule: messenger RNA, 2302 nt
Organism: Magallana angulata
Lineage: Eukaryota; Metazoa; Mollusca; Bivalvia; Ostreida; Ostreidae
Exons: 4
Coding region: 115-2172 (685 amino acids)
Biological process (GO): negative regulation of gene expression
Cellular component (GO): nucleus; cytoplasm
Molecular function (GO): transcription corepressor activity
Source: RefSeq, a predicted model, not a curated record